GUCUGGGGCUGGGAGAUGGCGAGAUUUGUCAUGCAUAUUUUGAAUGACCCACGAUGUCCGUGAUGCAUGCCCUAGCGUCACAGAUUUUUAGACAACUUUGCGAUGCCUCUACCGCAUGAGAAACAAAUGCCCUCUCCGCGUAGCACAAAGACAAACUGAAGUCCUCUUGCUGGUCGUGCAAUACAAAUUUUUUUUAGAUUCCAGAGACAGCGUGACAAGUUUAGAAUCUUCCAGACCCAGACAUUUUUGCAAUCCAUACGUUUACACGGAUGACAACUCGCGGUACCUCGGCCAGGAGUACGAGAAAAACCGGCACUUUGCGCAGCUCGCUGGGGACGCGAUGGGGCAGUACGCGCAGAAGUCGCAGGAGCAGUGGCGGAAGGGGGAUAAGAAAGCCGCCAAGGAGUUGUCCCUUCUGAAAGAGGAAAAGCGGAAAGAAAUGGAGCACUACAACCGGCAAGCCGUUGCCGUCGUGCUGAGACCGCAGAUGCUACCAAGUGACGGUACCAAAUUUCGGUCGAACAAGCUGGAUUUGCAUGGCCUGUACGUGUAUCAAAUGUAAAAAUGUCUGGGUCUGGAAGAUUAGAACUUGUUAUGCUAAAUCUGAAUGAUGCAAAAAUCUGUGUUGCGUGAGUGCCAAAAGCUGGCCGCUUCUGACCAAGUUGAGAGGGAGUUUCUCAUGCAGGAAAGGCAUGAUAGAGACCUCAAAGAAUCUGUCAUGCUGAGUCUCGCACUCCAGACCUCAUCGGUCUUGGGAAAGAACCUGCAUCACAAAUCUUGCAUUCUUCCAGACCCAGACACUUUUGCAUUUGAUAACGUCAAGGAAGCGGAGGGCGUCGUGGAGCAGUUUCUGCGAGAGUUCAGUAAAGAGCAGAACACACGGUGGCACGAGCUGGAAAGAAAAGAAGUGAUGAUUGUGGUCGGCGAGGGGCAGCAUUCCGAUUUCAACAAAGCUAAACUGCGGCCGGCAAUAAAACGGCUACUGACGCGCAAAGGUUACAACUUCCACGAAGACGUGAUGUUUAGUCCCCGAGGUGCGACGAAAAACUACGGAGCGCUGGUGGUUUCUGUAUGAUUUUGGUAUACUUGUUGAAUAAUGCGUUUUCUUCAAAUUAUCGCAAAGACAGCACUCACUUCUCAGAUACUUAACUAUCAACUGUGGCAUGAAGAGCAGUAGACACCCAUGAAUUGGAAUUCCUUUAUUUCUGGCGACAAAAAAAUUUGAUUGAAAGGCGUCGAGUUGCGUCUUCAUCUAUCAU
Amoebophrya sp. A120 is the source of this 1259-nucleotide messenger RNA. The record is from the annotation of a GenBank genome assembly. NCBI's taxonomy places the organism in Eukaryota, Dinophyceae, Syndiniales, Amoebophryaceae.